AAGAAAUGUCAAAGAUAAUAAAACAUCUGAAAGUCAAAAAAUUCAAACCAAGCUUGCCAUAUUAGAAAAAUUAAAAGAUUCUCCUAAAAUCCUUAAAUUUUAUAAUAUUUUAAAAGUUGUAAACUAUCAAGUUAUGGUUUUUGAAUGGGCAGAACAUGGCACAUUUCAAGAAUUAUAUAAUGACCUCACGACUCAAACUGAAGAUAGAAAUUUUAAAUAUGCUUGUUAUAAUUUAUCAUAUACCAGUAAAAUAAAUUGUUUAAAUGAAAUUAUGGCUUCUAAAAAAUUAAAGGAACCUCCUAAAAAUUCCAUGCGAUAUAUAUUCAAAUCCUUUGCUAAAUCAGGUUCUUUUCUGUCACUGCUUCCUGAUGAGACAAUUGAUUUUGAUGGAUCUAAACCUCAACCACAACCUAUAGAACUUCCUGAAAUGAUCAUGAAUUUUAAUUUUCCAAAAAUAAUGCCUUUUGAAGAAGACAUUAAAGCUUAUAAAAAAAAAGAUUAUAAUACAGCUUAA
Cetraspora pellucida is the source of this 514-nucleotide messenger RNA. NCBI's taxonomy places the organism in Eukaryota, Fungi, Glomeromycota, Glomeromycetes, Diversisporales, Gigasporaceae. The record is from the annotation of a GenBank genome assembly.